Messenger RNA from Solanum stenotomum, 552 nucleotides. RefSeq lists its product as uncharacterized. NCBI's taxonomy places the organism in Eukaryota, Viridiplantae, Streptophyta, Magnoliopsida, Solanales, Solanaceae. The transcript is spliced from 2 exons. The coding region runs from base 1 to 552 and encodes 183 amino acids. The record is from RefSeq and is a predicted model, not a curated record.
AUGAAUCCUCCAAGCUUCACAGGUUUAAGUGUUACGGAGGAUUUAGAAAAUUUUGUUGAAGAAAAUAAAAAUGUUUUCGAAAUCAUUCAUGUUGUUGAUGAUGAGAGGGUGGAACUAGUUGCAUACCAGAUGAAGGGUGUCUAUAGGAUAUGGUUCGACCAAUGGAAGAAGAACCGAGUUGAGGGAGCACCACCUGCGAGUUGGGCUUUGUUUGAGGAAGCCUUCUUGGGGAAUUUCUUUCCCCGUGAACUAAGAGAAGAAAAGGUUCGAGAGUUCCUCACUCUUAAGAAGGAUUCUUUGAGCGUUCAUGAGUAUAGUCUGAGGUUCACAAAACUUUCUCGGUAUGCUCCGGAGAUAGUUGCUGACAUCAGGAGCAGAAUGAGUUUGUUUGUUGCUGAGUUGUCUUGUCUAUCGAGUAAGGAAGAUAAGGCUGCAAUGCUAAUAGAAAUCGGGAAGAAAAAUUCGUCAGAUUCACCUGGGGAGGGUCCGGCGCGGCGCGCCCCAUCUGCACCAGAAAUGCUGGGGCAGCGCGCUAAAAACGAGCCCCAGUAA